Molecule: messenger RNA, 3289 nt
Organism: Eriocheir sinensis (Chinese mitten crab)
Lineage: Eukaryota; Metazoa; Arthropoda; Malacostraca; Decapoda; Varunidae
Product: chitotriosidase-1-like
Exons: 9
Coding region: 188-1483 (431 amino acids)
Biological process (GO): chitin catabolic process; carbohydrate metabolic process
Cellular component (GO): extracellular region
Molecular function (GO): chitinase activity; chitin binding
Source: RefSeq, a predicted model, not a curated record
GUAAGGAAUUCUGUCAGUCAGUAAGCUCCAAGGAAGAUGACACUUGUGUUUUGUACUUCUAGUGGCUGAGCUUCGUCCAGACACUCGGAGAAUAGACUAACUAUACUCGCCUGAUCUAUGGCUGUGUACUAGUUGUCAGCGGGCGUGAUGGUGUGCUACAACGAUUUACGGAAUUGAGCGUAUGUAAAUGAACAAAACGCAAAGUAACAUUCUAAACCAACCCUUCGUAACCCAACCCACUCUAGCGGAAACUAAGCUACUUCUCGUGUCCUGGUCGGCAGAGGGCGUGAUGGUGUGCUACUAUGCCUCCUGGGCCGUAUACCGCACAGGCGACGGCAAGUUUGAUGUGGAAGACAUCGACCCGGCCAUCUGUACCCACCUCAUCUUUGCCUUUGCUGGCCUGGGCCCCAACAACGACACGAUUAAGGUGCUGGACCCCUGGAAUGAACUUUGCGGCGGUGGGGGGAACUGCGCGUUCGAUCGGUUCACGGGGCUCAAGAGGCUCAAGGGGAAAAGGAAACGAGACUUGGUGACUCUGUUAGCUGUCGGCGGAUGGGGAGAAAACUCAGAGAAAUACUCCACGAUGGCAGCAAACCCGGCCAAGAGGAGCAGCUUCGUGAGCUCCGCCAUCGCCCUGCUGAAGAACCACGACUUCGACGGUCUUGACUUUGACUGGGAGUACCCGACCAAGCGUGGAGGCAACCCCGAGGACAAGGCCAACUACGUCCUGUUGCUGUCAGAACUGAAGAACGCUCUGCACGCCAACGGGAUGAUGCUGAGCGCCGCUGUGUCCGCCGGGAAGUAUACCAUCGACCCGGCUUACGACGUCCCCGGCAUGGCCCAGCACCUCGACCUCGUGAACGUGAUGACCUAUGACCUGCACGGCGCUUGGGAGCUCCAAACCCACCACCACUCCGGACUCUACGCCCACCCUAACGAUACUGACGGCGGUGCAAUGCUUAACCAGGACUUUGCAAUCAGCUACUGGAUCAGCAAAGGGAUGCCUGCCAACAAGAUCGCCAUAGGAGUGCCCAUGUACGGCCGAUGCUGGACCCUGAGCGGCAGCAGCACCGGCUACUACGCCCCCGCCAACCAGCCCGGCGCCCCAGGACCCUACACGAAUAGCCCUGGAUUUCAGGGCUACAACGAGAUCUGCGAGGCCAUAAUGAACGAGGGCUGGACGGUUGCUAUAGAACCUGGCAUGAAAGAACCUUACGUGUACAGCCUCGCGCAUGACCGCAUCUGGUGUUCUUACGAAGACGGGAACUCUGUGAAGAUCAAGGCCCAGUACGCAGCGGCUCACGGUCUGGCUGGUAUGAUGGUGUGGGGCAUUGAGAUGGAUGACUUUUUGGGUAAGUGUGGUCGCGUGUUCAACCUGAUUAAGACCAUGAGGGAGACCUACGCCGGUCCAAACAUCAGACCACCGAGCUCCCGAUCCAGAGCCAAUAGGAAAAAGCAUGACCAACCCGGCGCCAGGCAGUAAAUGCAAUAUGCUGACCUUGACAACUGUGACCACUGCUCUCUGUGUGCUCAGUUUUAUCUCUGAACUCAUAUUUCUUCUAUUCCUUCUUCUCCUUCUCCCUUUCAAUCUCUAAAGCUUUCCGUUCACUCCCCCAUUUGUCUCCCCUCCUCCCUCCACUCCAAUUGAAAUUCCUCCACUCGUCCCUUCAUCCACUCUCUUCCAUCCCCUUCAACCUCCUUCCUUCCUCCCUUCACUACCCUCCCUCGCAUUCAUCCUUGUUACUUCUCCCUUCAUUUUCCCGCUUUCCUCCCCUUCUUCCUUCACUCCAAUUGAAAUUCCUCCACUCGUCCCUUCAUCCACUCUCUUCCAUCCCCUUCAACCUCCUUCCUUCCUCCCUUCACUACCCUCCCUCCCAUUCAUCCUUGUUACUUCUCCCUUUAUUUUCCCGCUUUCCUCCCUUUCUCCCUUCACUUCCUUCCCUCUCCUUCAACUUCCUCCCCUUCUCCCUUCACUCCCUUCCUUUCAGCUUCUAUCACUUAUCACUUCACUUCACCUCUUUCUUCUCCUCCCUUCACCUCCUUCUUUCAACCUCAAUCCCUUCUCCCUUCAUCUCUCCGAUUUCCUCCCCUUCUCCCUUCCCUCCUUCCUUUCCCCUCAGCCUCUUCCUCUCUUCCCUUUACCCACUCUCUUCUCUCCCCUUCAACCUUUUCACUUCACUCCCCUGCUUCCCUUCCCUCCAAUCUCCUCCUUUCACUCCCUCGCUUUCCUCUCUUCCAGCCUCCUUCCUUCAUUCUCCAGCUCCCCUUCUCUCCUCAGUCCCUUUCCUUUCUUCCCCUUCCUUCACCCAAGAGGAGGCCUGCACAUCCGGGACGCUCUUCACUCCUUCAGCCGUUCAUCUGUGACCCGGACUACGGACUACGGACUUUCGAAUGCUGACUACCGACUAUGAACUACAGACAACGGAACACCGACUAUGGACCAACGUUGCCAUAUUGUCGUACUUUGCCUCUUAUGUUUGCCGAUUUCCGACCCCAAAACUGCCUCCUCGACCCCAACAACUCCCUUCAUACAUAGUUAUCGUUAAAAUGGUUAAUUAUAUGUGUUUCUUGGCAACAGUUAUGGGCCAGAAACCGGUAAAUACAAUCCUCCGAGUACGAUAAUCUGACAUCGGUGGACGAGAGCGCUCCCCAACCACACCAACACCGCCAGCACCACCAUCACCAGCUCAGCGUAUACCCUAGGCCUAAACAUGGAGUCUCCCUUUUUUUUCAUGUUCCACGGCAAAAAAAAUGAAAAAAAUAAAGACAAAUAUAAAAGUAGAAACUAAAUAGAAUAAAAAAUCAAAAUAAUUCAAGGGAACACAAAAUUGAAGAAAGAAAAUACGUAGGUCGUGAUGCUAUUGGUGGUGGUGAUGGUUGGCGAAAGUUGGGCUGCGUAACAAAUAUGGCAUUGAAGGAUAUACAAAAAAUAGUUAAAUGUGUCUUAUGAUAAAAAUAAAAUAUAUAAAAGUUCGAAUUAAAGUUUAGACAAAAAGGUCAGACAUAACCCACGCCAAGGCAAUAGGAUUUUGAAUGUGUCACUAUUACUCCUUUAAUGAAUGGAAAAAAUAUAAUAUGAUUUCUUUAUUUACUUUCGUGUUACUCUGAAGAUAAAUAUAUUGAGUUUUUUCUUUCUUUUUCUUUCUAUAUCCUUUGUUGCGAAUCAUUUUAUAUACUUUCCGCGUGAGAAUGAAUUAGAUAACGAUUGCUGAAUUACUACGUAUAUACCUUUCACUUAAUUUGUCAUUUAUUUGAUUUGAUGAUUAUGAUGGCAUUGUUUUCGGCUUAA